Oryza sativa Japonica Group (Japanese rice) is the source of this 1949-nucleotide messenger RNA. RefSeq lists its product as uncharacterized. The record is from RefSeq and is a predicted model, not a curated record. NCBI's taxonomy places the organism in Eukaryota, Viridiplantae, Streptophyta, Magnoliopsida, Poales, Poaceae.
AGGAAUGCCCUCAGCGCUCACCGCCUCUCCGUGGCGCUCCGUCAAGCUUCGCGGCCGCAAGAUUUGGCCUCAGCACUGCUGCGCGGCCUCCCUCCUCCUCAGCUAGUAGUAGCCGCCUCAUCACGCGCCGCUCUUCCUCGCGGUCUGGGCGUUUCGUCGAACACCUGGUGGGCUCCCCCCUUCCGCCGCCGCAAGAACUCGAUCGAUCGGUCGGUAUGACCGUCGCUUCCUCCGACGAGGCGUCCCGGUCGGUGCUGCGGCCGGCACCGCCCUUGAAGUGGGAGGACGAGGAGGCUCACGGUUCGUCGCCGGGAGAAGGAGGCGCUGCUGGUUGGGCCGUGGAUAGCGGGGACCAAGAAAAUGGUGCGGAUUUGGGGCCGGUGAUCGCUGUGGAAGGACUUGGUGGGCUCGUCCCACAACCCGAGGUGGCCGUCGUGGCCGUCGAGUUGCUGCCUCAGUUGGUUCAAGAACCGGGCAAAGUUUCCCCAAGAAUCCAUGAAAAGGCGAAUUCUGGGGAGGGUGAGAAUGGCGAUGGCAAGUAUCGUGUCGUCUACACAGCUGGCCGCCGCAAGAGGUGUCUCAUCUCGCCGGGAGGCAGCGACGGCGACAGGAUCACACCUCGCGACCUCGCCGUCGCCUUUCACGGCCAAGAGGCAGGCCAGGUGGCUCCAGAAGCUGCCACCGCCGCAAUCGCCGACGGUGCUGGUGUCGCCGUCGAUUCCGUGCUCACCAAAAUGCAAGAACUGGUGAAUCAUGGUUCAUGUGGCAAUGGCAAGAACAAUGUCCGAAAAUCCAGGAGAAUCCACAUGAAGCAAGCUACUGCCGUGCCUGUUUCCGAUGAGCUCAAGAAUCUCCAUAGCCAAGAAGCAGAGGCUGCCCAUGGCAAGAUCACCGAUCAAUCUGAUUGCGAGAUUAAGAAGGAGCCUCGUGAGAGUUGCAUGUCCUCUAUUGUUGGUUCUGAUGACAGCCACAUCAGUGGCCUGUCCAUCAGGUUGCAAAGCUUGGGGAUCAACAUCACCAGUGUGACACCGAUCCUUUCAAAGAAUGUAUCUAGUACUGACUGCCAUCCCAACCAGGCCCGGCUGUUGCUUUCGCGCCACGCGGUGGAGGGCUCGCCGCUUCUGGGGAUGCUCACACCGUUGGAGGAUGCCCUUGUGCACAGUUCAGGGCUACCAAUCGAGGUCGUUGACAGAUAUGGCUGUUCCUAUGACAUGUUCCUGAGGUAUCUCGACUCCACCACUUCCUACAGACUUAUUGUACAGUGGAGGAAUUUCUUGGAAAUGAGCCACAUGAUCCCAGGUGAUUUGGUGAAGCUGGGUGCGUUUCGCUUCGAGGGGCAGCUUGCGCUGACAUUGUUGCAUUAUGGGAAUGCCGGUAAGGCGAAGAAGGUCCUUGACAGAAAACUUAAGGAGAAGAAGGUGGAGUCAAACUCCACUGUGACAGAGAAAAGCAAAGAGUUGACUUCCAGGGAGACAGAGGAAAGCAAGGAGGAGUUGACUUCCAGGAAGACAGAUGCAAAUGAUGCGGAGAGUGCUUCAAGUGUGGCAGAGGCAAUCAAGAAGAAGUGGCCAUCCGAGAUGCUUGAGGCAGCGGAAACCUUACUAAUGCUGUCGUGUUCUGGGGAUAAACCAAAACCAUCAGAGUGAUUCUCAAUUUGUCCGGAGCAAUGUGCAAGCAGUUCCUAAGCAGUUCUAUUGUCAGAAUUUAUUCUGAAGGUUUCGUAGUUCUCAGCUCAUUUUUGUGACUUGGUGCCCUGAUCACUGGUUUGUGUCCUGGGCUGUCCAUAGAAUAUAGAUACUUAAGUAGUGAUUCUUAGUAUUAGGUAUACUGUCAAUAUACCUCAAAUUAGACAGAGUUUUUGCAAUAAAGUGGGCAUUUAAGCAUAUGAUUUGUCUGUUGUAUUAGUUUUUCACCCUGACAAAUUUUCUGCCUGAUGCAAAGUUUACACU